Arvicanthis niloticus (Nile rat) is the source of this 2214-nucleotide messenger RNA. Lineage: Eukaryota; Metazoa; Chordata; Mammalia; Rodentia; Muridae. The record is from RefSeq and is a predicted model, not a curated record.
AGUAGAGUUCCUGCAGCCUGUGAAGUGUGAGGGGAAGCAACCAUUGACUCACGAAAUAAGUGCGGGAAAUAUCACAACCUUGGAAGCUCACAGCAGAAGAGUCACUGGAGACAGACGUGGAAGUGCUAAGGCAGAAGUCACGAGACUUUGUAACUCUUUAGGAGAAGACAUAAUGUCAAGUGGAGAUGGCCAGCAGUCACAGGCUUUUACCAAGCCCACUUUUACUGAGGCACAAGCCUCUGCACUAGUAGAAUCAGUAUUUGGGUUCAAAGUUUCUAAGAUCCAACCACUCCCUAGCUAUGACGACCAAAACUUUCAUGUUCACAUUUCAAGAAGCAAAGAGACUACAGAUGACCCAGUUGAUUAUGUCCUCAAAAUAAGCAAUACGGAGUCUAGUCGAACUCCAGACCUGAUUGAAAUGCAGAACCAUGUCAUCAUGUUUUUGAGAGCAGCUGGAUUUCCAACAGCCUCUGUGUGCCGAACCAAAGGGGACAACACCAUCUCUCUCAUAUCCAUUGAUAUCGGAUCUAAAAUCAAAAGCUACUUGGUAAGAAUGCUCACUUACCUCCCAGGAAGACCAAUAGCUGAGGUUGCCAUCAGCCACCAGCAAUUAUAUGAAAUAGGAAGGCUGGCUGCCCAACUGGAUAAAGCCCUGGAGGAGUUCCAUCAUCCAAAGUUAAGUCUUCUUCAUCGGGAGAACUUCAUCUGGAAUCUGAAAAAUGUUCCUCUUCUAGAGAAAUACAUAGGUGCCCUGAGCCAAGGUCGAAACCGGGAGAUUAUUGAACAGGUAAUUCAGCUGUUCAAGGAAGAAGUAAUGACCAAAUUAAGUCAUUUUCGAGAAUGUAUUAAUCAUGGUGAUCUUAAUGACCAUAACAUUUUAGUCAGCAAGUCAGCCUCUGGAGAUGCUGUGUAUCAAGUCUCUGGGAUUUUAGACUUUGGUGACAUGAGCUAUGGCUACUAUGUGUUUGAAGCGGCAAUCACCAUCAUGUACAUGAUGAUCGAAAGCACAAACCCUAUACAAGUAGGAGGUCACAUCCUCGCAGGGUUUGAAAGUGUGAUCCCCCUGACCCCUGUAGAGAGGGGUGCUUUGUUUUUACUUGUGUGCAGUCGUUUUUGCCAGUCUCUUGUCAUGGCUGCAUACUCCUGCCAGCUGUACCCAGAGAACAAAGAGUACCUCAUGAUUACAGCGAAAACCGGAUGGAAGCAUUUACAGCAGAUGUUUGACAUGGGCCAGAAGGCUGUAGAAGAGAUCUGGUUUGAAACUGCCAAGUCCUAUGAAUCUGGGAUCUCCAUGUGACUGAUGCGGAAAAAAGAAAAAAAUUAAACCGCUCAAAACUUCCGGCGGGUGCACAUGCACUCAUCACUACCCACCCCAAUGUUCUGGAUUCCUCGAUGGAAGACACACAUGCACAGCCUUAUUUUUAACAUGCCCUAAGCAGGUCAGGCUCGGCCACUCCCUAACUCUAUUUGGAUAACACACACUCUCCUCCAAUAUUCCUGAGUUAUUACUUACUAAGAAUCUAUAUUUUAUCUUUGCUGCCCUGAACCUUGCUCCCCCCUGCACCUACAUGUAGUCAGUCUCUCCCUCCUGCAUCUUCCCAGUGUGGUGUGUCUCCUAUACCGUCCUUAUGGAGGAAUCCUCUCUUCCCUCUCUGUCCCUUCUCAGGAAUCCUAAAAGUUCUACCUGUCUCUCUGCCAAGUCAUUGGCUGCUGGUAAUUUUAUUGCCCAGUUAAAACCCAACUGGGGAUAGGCUUCCUUUAGUCCUGUGAGACAUUGCAAACAGGUAUAUUUUGGUAACAUAAUUAGCAUGAGAACACAAGCCACUACCUGUGACAGUAGAAAAGUUUGUGUUAAUUAAAACUCAGUUGGGCCUAGAUCAAACUUAUGAAGGAAAGUUGUGCAGUUAAAAUUGAAACAGUAAAACAGAUCCAUUCUAAAUAUGAAUUGGUUAAGGAAGAUCUAGUUUUUUCAGCAGUCUUAGACUGUCUUUUACACAUAAGAAAGUACUACAUGAUGAACCCUUGCCUAGUGUGCAAGACCCGGGCUCAACCUCAGCACUACAGAAACAAAGAAAUCCACACAAGUAUCACCCAAGGAAGCUUGUCUCUGUGCAGGUCCUGCUUGCCUUUUACAAGAGACACACAUGAUGCUACAUGAUUUGUCAUCAAUCUCCAAAGAUCUACUCCAGACCUUAAAUCAAUGACUUUUAAACU